Lytechinus pictus (painted urchin) is the source of this 7946-nucleotide messenger RNA. Its product is annotated as transient receptor potential cation channel subfamily A member 1-like. The transcript is spliced from 22 exons. Gene Ontology annotation, biological process: calcium ion import across plasma membrane. Lineage: Eukaryota; Metazoa; Echinodermata; Echinoidea; Temnopleuroida; Toxopneustidae. The coding region runs from base 143 to 3079 and encodes 978 amino acids. Gene Ontology annotation, cellular component: plasma membrane. Gene Ontology annotation, molecular function: protein binding; calcium channel activity. The record is from RefSeq and is a predicted model, not a curated record.
AUCCAACCGUUGAGAUAAUGUCCCCGACACGAGAUGGCGCUGCUCAGUUUCCAUGGAAGCGGUCGGCAUAGGAUCUGUCACCGACUGUGUGAAUCAAGUCUGGAAUGUUAAAUUACUAUUAGUAUAGCUCACCUCAAAACUCAUGAUGAGCUCCUCUGCAGAUGAUACCCACUCAAGGAAUGGCAAGAAAAAGAAGAAGAAAGGGAAGGUGGGGAAGGUCUACCCCAUGCACCCGGUUGUCAACGGCAAGGGAAGCGAUCAGGAGAAGCUCAUCAAUCAGAGAUCGGGGAAGGACAAGGACCUGCUGGAAACCACCACCAAGAGGAAUUCCGCAGCCAACGUCAUUUCCAAUUUUCAGAUGGUGAAGAAAGGGGUGGAGAAAUUCAAAGGCUUGAAGUGCGGCAGGAGGAGUACGGCUGGUAUCUCUUCAAGUCUCAGAGACAAUGCGAAAAAAUUUACUUUAGUCCGUGGGAUCGAUGCCAGUAUUUCGCCAGACCCACUGAGUGCUAACGUUGCCAACGGGGAGCUGAUUGGCUAUUUUGGACACCUAGCGACAUCAAGUGAUGCUAAUUUGAUGAUAGAUUUGGAGUAUUUAGAAUUGAUACUAAAUAGGGGGGCUGAUAUUAACUGUACCGACAAGUAUGGUCAGACAGCACUUCAUGAGAUUUCCAGAACCUGGGAUCCUGACAUUGCUGUGUUCAUGAUUGAGAAGGGAAGCAAUGUCAACCAGGCAGAUCUGUAUGGCCGGACCCCUCUCCAUGUGGCCGCUGCUGUUGACUUUCCUGAAAUGAUUAAAGUUCUUCUUAACAAUGGAGCGUACUUGGAGAGCCUGACAGAGAAGGAACAGCAAACGCCUCUCCACUAUGCUGCGCGGAACGAUGCCUGUGAGAGCAUGAGAAUUCUUCUAAAGAAAGGCGCAGACAUUCACGUCCGAGAUUAUAAAGGGCGUACACCGCUCUUGCUUGCUGCAGAGUUAGAUCGUAGUGAGACCUCGCACCUCUUAUUAGAGAUGGGAGCCAGGGCAUACGAUGUUGAUCGUACAGGUCACACUGCACUCCAAGUGAUGGUCACCAAAAUGCCAGCUGUGGCUAAGGAAGGUCUGAAUCAGUUGUAUCGAUGUGAUCGAGCCAACCGUAAGCAGUACUAUGAUCUCCAUCUCUUAGAACCUCUACCACUUGAUUCGGGAAUAGAGGUCCCAGCACGCACCGUGCUUCAGAGCAUAGUCCUGUAUAAUCAGCUGGAGCUUAUCAUGCACCCGGUCUGUCGUCAGCUCAUAGAGGUCAAAUGGCAGAAGUUUGGAAGGACUGGGGCAUUCAAGCAGCUUGCCUUCAAUCUUCUAUUCAUCCUUAUGUGGACGGUGUUAGCCUGCAGUCUCAAGAAUCCAUUUGAAUACACAUUUCCACAAGACAUUUGGAGACUCGUUCUCGAGAUAUGCGGUGGAUUAUUGACCAUAUACCAGAUCGUCUUGGAACUCAAUGAGUAUUCAGACUCAAAAAAGAAAUUCAUUGCAUGGAGGAAUUGGCGUAUUACAGAGAUAGAGAAAGAUUUCAAGUUCUGCCACCCCCAGUGGCCUCAAGAAAGGCAGUACUUGGACCAAGAGGUCAGUGACAUCAAGGAACAGGCCCCAAGCUACUUCUCUGAUAAAUGGAACUUAUUUGAUUGGUUGAUCUACAUCUCACUGCUCAUCGUGACCUUGCUCCAUGUUGUUGAUAUCUUUGUGAGUGCGAGCGGUCUGAGUACAGCUACCCAGAACAUAUUUGCCAUCGUCAUCAUCUUCGUCUGGUUGAGGUUGAUGAAGAGUGUCAGAGCCUUUGUCAGAUUUGGACCGUUCAUUGUUAUGCUUGGCCUUAUUGCAAGUGACUUUGGGACAUUCCUGUACCUGUAUGGAAACUUCUACGUACCUUAUGCAUGUGCCUUCUGGAUGACAUAUGGAGGUAACAAUGGCACCAUCCCAAGCAUGAUGACAGUUGAUCAGCUCAUGUACAGUCUCUUUAGGAUCACACUCGUCGAUGAAUAUGAUUAUGAGGGCAUGCGGCAGGAGAAUGUUUGGAUGACAUACAUACUUCUGGUGUCGUUCCUCAUGAUAUCAGCUAUCCUCUGUAUCAAUGUACUCAUUGCCAUGCUCUCCAACACAUUCCAGAGGGUGUAUGACAAUGCCACAGCCAUUGCCAUCAUGCAGCAAACCAAGAUCAUCUUGAGUAUUGAAGAUAGUCUUGGGAAGAAGAAAAAGAGGAAGUACUUUGACUACAUCCGGGCAUUCUGCAGUCCGCAGAGCCUCUACUACGACGACGACAUGACCUCGGAAGGAGGGGAUGAUCUCAAGAAGAUGACCUUUCAAAUUAAGGAUUCUCUACAAGAGCUCGAUGAGUACAUCAGAGAAGAACAGCACCACGCCCACAACGGCAACAUAUCCAGCCUCCGAUCGGAGAUGGAGGAAAUGAAACAGUCACAUGAGAAGGAACUCAAGAAGGUCAACAGUGAUUUGAAGGUGGUCCAGGAACUCUUAAAAGCAGUCCUGGACCAGCGGUCAGAUCGAGGAGGCGGCGGGGGAGGUGGAGAUGGAGGCAUUCGUACACUGCCUACACUUUCUACCCAAGAGCCACCGUGGAAUGAUCCCUCUGGUAACCAACGCAAUGAGCCUCAGCCGAUAAUGGCCACUGGGAGUCCCCGCUUUGUUGGUAGGAGAGACACGGGAACUCCGAAGCCUCCACUCCUGGCUGAAGAUAUUAUGGAUGGUGGCCCAUUAGGAGCACCACCCAAGACACCAGACUUGAGUGUUGAUGAUAUUGAAAGCAUAAGAACCUUUAAAAAGGAAAGCAAAAAACAGCGUAAGCUGAGACAACAACGGGAAGAAUACCUCCAGCUGCAGCUGAACUCCUUUGAUCAGCCGGGAGGGGCGAGGAUACCAGGUCAAGGGUCGGUGAAUAGGAAAGGGAAAUCGGGAGUCCUCCCAGCAAUAAGACAGGAUGGUGAUGAAGGAGAUGAGGAAGCGCCCCCUGAGAGUCUGGUUGAGUUGGUUAGGAUGCAACCUUCAGUGUUGUUUGAUUCUGAGACACAAGGUGAUACACCCAAAUGCUGAUGAAGUACAUCUCUCCUUGUGAUGUUCGCAUCACAAAGACACAUCACUCUUAACCCUGCCUACCUCUUCUAGCCCAACCUAACAAUGUAUCAAGGCCAUGCACAAUCGUGAUAGUCACAAGAGGUUGAACUCAUUGAUCUGAAGUCCAGUUUAAUAGGCCAUGGUCUAUCUCUAUGCAAAAAUUAUGGAAUGCUGAAAAUUUUAAUAUUUUGUUUACGUUAUGUUUCUUAUCUUUAUUUUUUCCCCAGUGUUUUAGUGGGAAUAAAUAUAGUUAAGCUAUUAUUCCCAUAAUUGAGCAUCAAUUGUGCUGACAGUUAGAACCUGCACUGUUUACUAUAGAUUUGUGUCACAAUUGGCUAUUUGUAUUUAAACUACAACUUUAAACCAGAGUUUGAAUUAAAACCCGAGAUCUGGGCCCCGUCUUACAAAGAGUUACGAUUGAUCCAAUCAAUCGUAACUCUAUGGAAAUCCAUCAGUGUCAUAUUUUUUUGUACAGGAAAUUUGCAAAGUGUCCUUUGUAAACAAAGGAGAACACACCAAAUUGUCAAAAAAUCAAUGCAUUUAUAAAUAUACAUUCAUAUCUAGAUUUAUUUUUGAAGAAACGUGCAUUUUAUAUGUUGACUUUGCAGGCUUUCCAUAGUUGCAAUUGAUCCGAUCGAUCGCAAUUCUUUGUAAGACGGCCCGCAGAAUACGUGCCUAGGUAAUCGAUAGUAAUAUGAAGGUGGUCCACAAAUUCUUUGAAAAGCAGUUCCUAUAUUUCUGCCUCUUUGAGCUUGAGACACCAGGUGAUACAGCCUUAGCUGAUGAAGUACAUGUACCUACAUGUAAGUAUGUUAUCAUGGCUUGAAAACACAUCACCCUCAAUCAUUCCUACCUCUUCCAGCCCAAUCUAAGAAUACAUUCACUGUCACUUUAAAACAUUCCCUUUUUUUUUUCAUGGACUACUUUCCACAACCUACUGCACAAAUCUGUAUUAUUGGAUAAGCCUUAUUAUAUUUUGGAUCAAAAAUUUAUCCUCCGGUCAUUGGCUAAAAGAGCUUCACGUGAUUAUGUGUAUUUUCAACUAUUUUGGAAUGUUGGCAGCUAGGCAUACUAUUUGAGAAAAUUACGUCAUUUUUAUGACGUCAUUUCCCCAAAUAGUAAAACUAUUUGGGGAAAUGACGUCACGGCGCCAUACGCCUGAUGCGCGUGAUAUCAAAAUCACCAACAUUCAGCGGGGUAUACGAGAGCUCGAGUGCUUACCAUGGGCGAUACUCGCGACGUCGCGGCUACGUUUUUAGACUACAGUUUCUGCUUUGACUUUUUCAGACAUUUUCAUUGACUAUUAAAACUUGGAUUUCAUUAAAAUUGGGUAUGAUUUUUAAAAAGAGCAUAAGACCAUGAUAGUGACAAGAGAGGAUAAAAGGUAAGCCAUUAUUCUGUUUUUUCCUUUUGUUAAAAUUUUUGAUCCAAAAUAUAAAACAAAUAUACUCUGCCAUAAUUUCGAGUUUCUGGUUAAAACUAUGGGCCUCGGUGCCUCCAAUAGUACCAUUCACUUCGGGGCUGCGCCCCUCAGUGAAUAGUACUAUUCUGGAGUCACCUCUUGCCCAUAGUUUUAACCAGAAACUCUCAAGGCAAAGUAUAUUUGUAUAAUAUUGCAGUGAAUGAGGAUUUCCAGGGCUCUUUUUAAAUUUAGUUUGGAAUAUAAAGCAUAUAAUCACCUCUUGAUUUCAUGUGAUAGGGCAAACUAUAACUUCUGGAGGGAUCUGGUUGCUCUCGCCAUCUUUCCUCAGCUUCGCUUCUGAAAGACAGCUACAUUCGGCUUGCUUCAAAAGCGAUAUAUUGCCUGUCACCUUCGCCAAAAGUGAUUAUUUGUUUAUUAUUGUUUUUGCUACAGAUCACAGUGUAUGUCAAAUUUUUAAUGUAAUAGCAUUGACAUGCUGCUUAGCAAUGCUACUUGUCAAUUAGUUUAUUAUUAUUUGUUAUACUUUCUUCUUAAUUCUUACAAACCAAAUACUUUUUACAGUGCUAUGAAUGUUUUUCUUUGAAGAAUUAUUUAAUACACCCAAAGACAAUGCCAGUGCACAUUUUUAUGGAACAUCAUUUAAUGAUUUUGUGUAGAUUUGAUUUGUAAAUGUCAAGAUACCAAUAUUUAAAAAUUCUGCUAUAAAUUGACAUCUCAGGUGAAAUAUUUUUAUAGAGAAAGCAUAUUGUAUUUUAUGUGGCUUCACCAAUUUGAAUGGGAUCGUCAUAUUUUUUUUUUUUUUAGAUUAUGAUUUGGUAAUUUCAAUUCAAAGGGUGCAUAGAUAUAGGCAAUUCUUUCUUUUUUAUUAGAAGCUUUUAAUAUAUCUACACAGGUUAGAAUUGUUAAUGAUAAAAAAAAAAUCCCAACUUGAAAUAAAACAUUCCUGUCCUCUUAAUUAAUGGAAAGUAGGUUUUGAUUUUUUUCAUAUAGUUCAGUUUACUUUAAUCAAUUCAAAUUGACAUGACCAUAAACCUGGUAUUUAUGGAAAUCAGUUGUGAUUACCUUAAAUCAGUCAUAACUUUGAGUGUGUGUGAUGCAUAUUAUAUAUGAUGACUUUUGUCUCACCUGCAUAGCAGAGUGAGACUAUAGGCGCCGCUUUUCCGACGGCGACGGCGGCGGCGGCGGCGUCAACACCAAAUCUUAACCUGAGGUUAAGUUUUUGAAAUGACAGCAUAACUUAGAAAGUAUAUGGACCUAGUUCAUGAAACUUGGCCAUAUGGUUAAUCAAGUAUUACUGAACAUCCUGCCUGAGUUUCAUGUCACAUGACCAAGGUCAAAGGUCAUUUAGGGUCAAUGAACUUAGACCAUGUUGGGGGAAUCAACAUCAAAAUCUUAACCUAAGGUUAAGUUUUUGAAAUGUCAUCAUAAAUUAGAAAAUAUAUGGACCUAGUUCAUGAAACUUAUACAUAAGGUUAAUCAAGUAUCACUGAACAUCCUGCAUGAGUUUCACGACACAUGACCAAGGUCAAAGGUAAUUUAGGGUCAAUGAACUUUGGCCGAAUUGGGGGUAUCUGUUGAAUUACCAUCAUAACUUUGACAGUUUAUGGAUCUGAUUCAUGAAACUUGGACAUAAUAGUAAUCAAGUAUUACUUAACAUCCUGUGCAAGUUUCAGGUCACAUGAUCAAGGUCAAAGGUCAUUUAGGGUCAAUGAACUUUAGCCAAAUUGGGGUAUUUGUUGAAUUACAGCCAUAAAUUUGAAAGUGUGUUGGUCUAGUUCAUAAAACUUGGACAUAAGAGUAAUCAAGUAUCACUGAACAUCCUGUGCGAGUUUCAGGUCACAUGAUCAAGGUCAAAGGUCAUGUAAGGUCAAAGAACUUUGGCCACGUUGGGGGUAUUUUUUGAAUUGCCAUCAUAUCUCUAUACAUGUAAGUGUAUUGGUCUAAUUCAUAAAACGUGGAAAUACGAGUAACCAAGUAUCACUGAACAUCUUGUGCGAGUUAUAGUAGUUUUCAAAAUCAGCACUGCUGCUAUAUUGAAUCGCGUGAUGCAGGUGAGACGGCCAGAGGCAUUCCACUUGUUUUUUGUAGAGCCCAAAAUCAUCAUAGAAUUAUUUGCAAGUUUAAUGUUUGAUUUUUUUUUCCACAGCUCUCUCCAUUGUUAAGUGUGAAAAAUAUAUCUUUGUUGAAACUAUAGUGUUGGAUAAUAAUAAAUAACGAGGAAAGCUGAGAAAUUAUAUAUUUUAGGAUUAUGAGAAAAGGGGGACCUUCUUUCACCUUGAGAGAUUUCUGUACAUGUAUACAGAUAUUGUUUUCAGACGAUAAAGUGGUUGUCAUCAUCGCCAUAAAUCUAAUAAAAAAAAGGCUUUUGUUUAAAUGUCAAAAUUCUAUUAAUAUUAUUUUUAAGGUACAAUAUUUUAAAAGCCCACUGGUAGUAUGCAAACGAGUUUUGUGUUAUUUCCUUUUGUGUUUUUACAAAGAAUAAUAUAUUUUUAAGUACAUUUAUUUUGUCAAAGAACCUCAAUUCUAAUUUUUGUUUUAAAUAUUAUUUGAAGACUUGGGGGAAAACGAUUCAGAAAGAUUCAGAAUGGAGCCUAGGUUGUUAUUUCCUCUCACACACCCCGUAACCUAACCUAGCAUAUCGUGAAAUAGAAUGAUUAGCUUUGGUCAGCCAAUUCCUAGCUGAUAUUGCAACUUAGAGUUGCAAUUAAAUGCUGAUGCAUACAUGAUAUGCAAUGCGUAAUCUUAUUGAUCAAUAUGCAGCAAUGCGCGUCCUCUUAGUCUUAGCAUGAUCUGACCAAUACAGUGAUGUCUUUUAUACAGCACGCAACUCGGCAUUUAAGUGCAAUUCUAAGUCAUACUUAUUUGUGAAACACCCCCCGUUUAUUUAUAUUGUAUCAAAUACUGUGCCAUUCCAGGACCCUGUGUCACAAAAUCUGACAUCAAUCACCAGUUAGAUGCUCUUGUUUCAAGCUAUGUUAUUUCAUUCGAUUGGCCGAUACGAUAAAUGUCAGUGAUAGUCUUUUGAAAUGUGAUCCAACUUUGCCUGGAAUAUUCUUACUAAUAGGGUUAAUGUGUUAAUUAUGAACAAAGUUUUGAUUUUAUUGUUGUUUGCUGUUCGUGCUCUAGAAAUACUUAUGUGUAUAGUAUAAAUACAAUCAUGUGAUAAUGUAUUGCUCUCCAAAAAAUGAUAUUUUAUUAUGUCCUUGUAAAAAAUACACUAUUCUUAUAUCAACUAUUUAUUAUUAAGCAUAUAACAAAAUUGAUGUUAAUGUUUUGUUUUUUCUUAUUUUCUUAAGAACUGAUUUUUCUAUUUCACCUUGACUGCUGAUGUAAAUAUUAUUUGCAUUUUCCUGUGUGUGAAUGUCAUCUGUAUUAAAUGUAUCUAAAAUUCUAUUGUACAUUAAACUUGAUACCAUACAAUGC